Messenger RNA from Drosophila virilis, 1077 nucleotides. It is a transcript of the gene Vps29, whose product is annotated as vacuolar protein sorting 29. NCBI's taxonomy places the organism in Eukaryota, Metazoa, Arthropoda, Insecta, Diptera, Drosophilidae. The record is from RefSeq and is a predicted model, not a curated record. Gene Ontology annotation, biological process: intracellular protein transport; retrograde transport, endosome to Golgi. Gene Ontology annotation, cellular component: retromer complex; endosome.
CGUGCACUAAAAACAGCUGUUCUUGUCAGCUCUGAAAUUUUACUGGGCGUUUCACCAGCUUUUGUUGAUAAAAAACGCAUUAAAUACGUAUCACAUUCGGGCUUAAAAACAGGAAACAUAAUAUAGCUAUAAAUAUGCUCGUACUAGUACUUGGCGACUUGCAUAUACCACACCGUUGCAGUAGUCUGCCGGCAAAGUUCAAAAAGCUGCUUGUGCCCGGUCGGAUACAUCAUAUAUUGGCCACCGGAAACAUCUGCACCAAGGAAUCGUAUGAUUAUCUCAAAUCGCUGGCCAACGAUGUGCACAUAGUGCGCGGCGAUUUCGAUGAGAAUCUCAGCUAUCCGGAGCAAAAGGUUGUGACAGUGGGACAAUUUCGUAUUGGCCUGUGCCAUGGUCACCAAGUGGUGCCGCGUGGUGAUCCGGAGGCUUUGGCACUAAUCCAACGCCAGCUGGAUGUGGAUAUACUCAUAACGGGGCAUACGUACAAGUUUGAGGCGUACGAGCAUGGCAAUAAAUUCUACAUAAAUCCCGGCUCGGCGACGGGCGCCUUCAAUCCUCUGGACACAAAUGUGGUGCCCUCAUUCGUGCUAAUGGACAUACAAAGCACAACGGUGGUCACCUAUGUGUACCAACUGAUUGGCGACGAGGUCAAGGUGGAGCGCAUUGAGUACAAGAAGAUAUAACCAAGUAUUAGCAGCAAAUUCAUUCCUCCUCACGCUUGUGCACGCACUGAUCCGAUCUGUCUUGAUCUUGGCUUAAUUACGGAAAAUUGAAUAUAUAUAUAUAUAAAUAAUGUAUAAAUUAAACACGUUUCCUUUUUUUUAUUUAAUAAAAAAAUGUUUAAAUUUUAUUUAAAUAGAAUAUAAAAGAGUACUUGCUUUUAUUCUGAUCAUCUCCGGAUGCGCUUACAUGCAUAUGCGUGCAAAAGUUUUUUAAUUGAAUGAAAAGUCUGCUUAAAAUGUUGACAAAGUUUCGUGCAUUAUUUUCAUUGAUUUUUAAAUAUAUUAAUACAAAUUGGAUUCUCGUUCGGGUCACGUUGCAUUGCUUCUUGCAUUAUAAAAUAAAUAUAUAUGUAUA